Molecule: messenger RNA, 5621 nt
Organism: Pongo pygmaeus (Bornean orangutan)
Lineage: Eukaryota; Metazoa; Chordata; Mammalia; Primates; Hominidae
Gene: MED23
Product: mediator complex subunit 23
Exons: 30
Coding region: 565-4689 (1374 amino acids)
Biological process (GO): positive regulation of gene expression; regulation of transcription by RNA polymerase II
Cellular component (GO): transcription regulator complex; mediator complex
Source: RefSeq, a predicted model, not a curated record
AUCAUAGCUGAGAAGACACCAUCUCUGUGGCUUCAGCUCCUGGCUGCAGGCCGCUGAUGGAGGUCCAGAAGGUCAGCUGCUCACAGACAUCAACUGCGGCUCCAGCAUUUUCCGCAGGCUACAGCUUCUGGGUUACAAGCUUUCCAUUUCCCAGUCUGCAAACGGGUUAGCCCCCAACAGGAAGCAACUCCUUCUCCAGCCGGGAGGUGGCGGCCUGCGGUCGACGAUGCCUCCGGGGUCCUUGGGCUCAAGAUUCCGUUUGGGGGCGCUCUCGUCCGGCUUGCGGGCCUCCCUUCUCCAGAGGCGGAACCAUCUGGCGGCGCCGCUGGUUUCUGCGGGGUUUGCAAACAGCGCGUACCGGGCCCUUCCCGUCUUCCGUACAGGUUCCUGCUGUUGGCUGGGCUCCGGAGGGAACGCUCCCGGUAAAGCGCUGGGGGAGGGAAGCGACGCCGGGGAGCUACGGUUUCCUCCGGAGGUCUCCGCCCCUCUGCCCCUAUAUUCCCAGAGCUCGAGUCUGAUCCGGGCCUUGCCGGGCACCCUGGAAAGGCGGGGGUGAUAGUACAGAUGGAGACGCAACUGCAGAGCAUUUUCGAAGAGGUGGUGAAAACGGAAGUUAUAGAAGAGGCUUUUCCUGGCAUGUUUAUGGAUACUCCUGAAGAUGAGAAAACAAAACUAAUUAGCUGUUUGGGGGCCUUCAGACAGUUUUGGGGUGGUCUUUCUCAGGAGUCUCAUGAACAGUGUAUCCAGUGGAUUGUUAAGUUUAUUCAUGGUCAGCAUAGUCCUAAAAGAAUUUCUUUUCUUUAUGACUGCUUAGCAAUGGCAGUUGAGACUGGUCUCCUUCCACCCAGGCUGGUUUGUGAAUCCCUGAUAAACUCUGACGCUCUUGAGUGGGAAAGAACACAGCUUUGGGCCUUAACAUUUAAACUGGUUCGGAAAAUAAUUGGGGGAGUGGAUUACAAGGGUGUUCGAGAUCUCUUAAAAGUGAUUUUGGAGAAGAUUUUGACAAUUCCUAAUACAGUGAGCUCUGCUGUUGUACAGCAGCUUCUGGCAGCAAGAGAGGUUAUAGCAUAUAUCUUGGAAAGAAAUGCCUGCUUAUUACCAGCCUAUUUUGCAGUCACUGAGAUCAGGAAACUGUAUCCUGAAGGCAAACUUCCACACUGGUUACUUGGAAACCUAGUAUCAGACUUUGUGGAUACCUUCAGGCCCACAGCAAGGAUAAACUCCAUUUGUGGUCGCUGUAGUCUUCUGCCAGUUGUAAAUAACUCAGGUGCCAUUUGUAAUUCAUGGAAACUGGAUCCUGCUACUCUUCGUUUUCCUUUGAAAGGCCUUUUGCCAUAUGAUAAGGAUCUGUUUGAACCACAGACUGCUUUGUUGAGAUAUGUAUUGGAGCAGCCUUAUUCCAGGGAUAUGGUCUGCAAUAUGCUAGGUUUAAAUAAGCAGACCUUGAACAUUGCUCAGCACAAGCAGCGCUGCCCUGUGCUGGAGGACCAGUUGGUGGAUCUGGUUGUUUAUGCCAUGGAACGAUCUGAGACCGAGGAGAAGUUUGAUGAUGGGGGAACAAGCCAACUCCUGUGGCAGCAUCUCUCAAGUCAGCUCAUUUUCUUUGUGCUUUUCCAGUUUGCAAGUUUUCCACAUAUGGUGCUUUCUCUUCAUCAGAAGUUAGCAGGGCGAGGACUGAUUAAAGGCAGAGAUCAUCUUAUGUGGGUUCUCCUGCAAUUCAUUUCUGGAAGUAUUCAGAAAAAUGCACUAGCUGAUUUUCUCCCUGUGAUGAAGCUCUUCGACUUGCUAUACCCAGAAAAAGAAUAUAUCCCAGUUCCUGAUAUUAACAAACCCCAGUCAACCCAUGCCUUUGCAAUGACUUGUAUUUGGAUUCAUCUCAAUAGAAAAGCUCAAAAUGACAACUCCAAGCUACAGAUUCCAAUACCUCAUUCCCUAAGACUUCACCAUGAGUUCCUGCAGCAGAGUCUGAGAAAUAAAAGUUUACAGAUGAAUGACUAUAAGAUUGCUCUAUUGUGUAAUGCAUACUCUACAAAUUCAGAAUGUUUUACAUUACCCAUGGGAGCUCUGGUAGAAACUAUUUAUGGAAAUGGAAUUAUGAGGAUACCUCUCCCUGGAACAAACUGUAUGGCUUCAGGAUCUAUUACCCCCUUACCUAUGAACCUCCUGGAUUCACUGACAGUUCAUGCCAAAAUGAGCCUUAUUCACAGCAUUGCAACCAGGGUGAUAAAACUUGCUCAUGCAAAGUCCAGUGUGGCCUUGGCUCCAGCCCUAGUGGAAACUUACAGUCGUUUAUUGGUCUAUAUGGAAAUAGAGUCUUUGGGCAUCAAAGGAUUUAUCAGUCAGCUUUUGCCAACUGUUUUCAAAUCACAUGCAUGGGGGAUCUUACACACACUCCUUGAGAUGUUUAGCUACCGGAUGCAUCAUAUUCAGCCUCAUUAUAGAGUUCAGCUCCUGAGUCAUCUUCAUACUUUGGCUGCAGUUGCACAAACCAACCAGAACCAGCUCCAUCUUUGUGUCGAGAGCACUGCCCUCAGGCUUAUAACAGCAUUAGGUAGUUCAGAGGUACAGCCGCAGUUCACACGCUUCCUUAGUGAUCCCAAAACAGUGCUCUCAGCAGAAUCUGAAGAACUGAACCGAGCCUUGAUAUUGACCUUGGCUAGAGCAACUCAUGUAACAGAUUUUUUUACAGGCUCUGAUUCAAUUCAGGGAACUUGGUGUAAAGACAUACUUCAGACCAUCAUGAGUUUCACUCCUCAUAAUUGGGCUUCACACACCCUGAGCUGUUUUCCAGGCCCACUACAGGCAUUCUUCAAACAAAAUAAUGUGCCUCAGGAAAGCCGUUUUAAUCUGAAAAAAAAUGUGGAGGAGGAGUAUAGGAAGUGGAAGUCAAUGAGCAACGAAAACGACAUUAUUACCCACUUCUCUAUGCAGGGCUCCCCUCCUCUCUUUCUUUGUCUUCUCUGGAAAAUGCUCUUGGAAACAGAUCAUAUUAAUCAGAUUGGCUAUAGAGUAUUAGAGAGAAUUGGAGCCAGGGCCUUGGUAGCCCAUGUGAGGACAUUUGCAGAUUUCCUGGUAUAUGAGUUUUCUACAUCAGCAGGGGGUCAGCAACUCAAUAAAUGCAUUGAAAUUCUUAAUGACAUGGUAUGGAAAUAUAACAUUGUUACACUGGACAGAUUAAUUCUCUGCCUGGCCAUGCGUAGUCAUGAAGGAAAUGAAGCCCAGGUUUGUUAUUUCAUAAUUCAGUUGCUGUUACUCAAACCAAACGAUUUUAGAAAUCGAGUAAGUGACUUUGUGAAGGAAAAUUCCCCAGAGCACUGGUUACAGAAUGACUGGCACACCAAGCACAUGAAUUAUCACAAGAAAUAUCCAGAGAAGUUGUAUUUUGAGGGCCUCGCGGAACAGGUAGAUCCUCCUGUACAGAUCCAGUCUCCCUAUCUGCCCAUCUAUUUUGGGAAUGUGUGUCUUCGAUUCCUUCCAGUGUUUGAUAUAGUAAUCCACAGAUUUUUAGAGUUGCUUCCAGUGUCCAAAUCACUGGAGACUCUACUGGAUCACCUAGGAGGCUUAUAUAAAUUUCAUGAUCGUCCAGUGACUUAUCUGUAUAACACUCUGCACUAUUAUGAAAUGCACCUGAGAGACCGCGCAUUUCUCAAACGAAAACUCGUCCAUGCGAUCAUUGGCUCUCUCAAGGAUAAUCGACCACAGGGCUGGUGUCUAAGUGACACUUACCUGAAAUGCGCUAUGAAUGCACGAGAGGAAAAUCCCUGGGUUCCAGAUGACACCUACUAUUGCAGAUUGAUUGGCAGACUAGUCGAUACGAUGGCUGGCAAAUCUCCUGGUCCCUUUCCAAACUGUGACUGGAGAUUCAAUGAGUUUCCCAACCCAGCUGCCCAUGCUCUCCAUGUUACUUGUGUGGAGCUCAUGGCCUUGGCAGUUUCAGGCAAAGAGGUUGGGAAUGCCCUUCUAAAUGUUGUCCUAAAAAGUCAGCCUUUAGUGCCAAGAGAGAACAUUACAGCAUGGAUGAAUGCAAUUGGUUUGAUCAUCACUGCCCUACCAGAGCCAUACUGGAUUGUUCUUCAUGAUCGAAUUGUGAGUGUCAUCAGCAGCCCCAGCCUGACGUCUGAAACAGAGUGGGUUGGCUAUCCAUUCCGCCUCUUUGAUUUCACUGCCUGUCAUCAGUCCUACUCUGAGAUGAGUUGUAGCUAUACAUUAGCUCUCGCACAUGCCGUGUGGCACCAUUCUAGCAUCGGACAACUUUCUCUCAUUCCAAAGUUUCUUACUGAAGUACUUCUUCCUAUAGUGAAGACUGAAUUCCAGUUGCUUUAUGUAUACCAUCUUGUUGGACCAUUUUUACAAAGAUUUCAGCAAGAGAGAACUCGUUGUAUGAUAGAGAUUGGUGUGGCGUUUUAUGACAUGCUGCUGAAUGUUGACCAGUGUAGCACCCAUUUAAAUUACAUGGAUCCCAUCUGUGACUUCCUCUAUCACAUGAAGUAUAUGUUUACUGGCGACAGCGUGAAAGAGCAAGUAGAGAAGAUUAUCUGUAACUUAAAACCAGCUUUAAAACUUCGUCUUCGAUUCAUCACACACAUUAGCAAGAUGGAGCCCGCUGCAGUGCCUCCACAAGCCAUGAACAGCGGGUCUCCAGCACCUCAGUCUAAUCAGGUGCCCGUGUCUUUACCAGUAACUCAGUGAAGCCAGACUGUACUGUGGAGAAAGUGGAAAUACAUCCAUCUUUGAGAGUGGACUCAAACCUUUUAAAUCUGAAUGCGAUCACGCUAUUGUGAUAUAGUAGAAGCAGUGAUGAUGUUCAGAUUGUUUUAUUUUGAUUCAAAUGAUGAAUCUGUUGACACCUUGUAACUCCCAUCUCCCUAUCUAUAUUUUUGUCUCUAAGAGACCAAGUAAGAUACAUGUUGUUCAUAUUCAUAACAACUUAUUAGAACUACGUAGGAACAUAGAGGUAUCUGUGAUCAAAUGACUUUUGUCAUUGGCACUUUCAGUCUGUCCUAUUCUAGCCGUUGUUUUUGUUUGUAUUUUUUAUUAUUAAUGACAUAUUUAGUCUUCAGAUAUAUUAUUUUAAAGGCACCACACAUGUAAAACAGUUAUUACAAAUAUUUUUUACAUAAAUCUCUUCUGGUAGAUUUUCAGAAUAAUAGAGAUUUAUAUCAAGAAAAAGAAUCUAGAUUUUGUUGCAUUGUAGGAGCAAACAAGUCUUCAUAUUCUUUUUAAAAUGACUUGAAAUUUUAUUAUAAAUUUCCAUAGUUUCCAUCAAGGUCAACUGGCAGUUUUAUUACCUUUGCUAUGGACUCGAGCUUACUGUAUAAAAUUAGUUGGAAGCCAUGUAAGAAAAUAACAUCUGAAAAUUCUUGAACUUAGAAUCAUGCUUAAAUGGUUGAUUCUCCAAUUUCUUUUUUUAAAAAUAAGUUAAUUGCUUUUGCAGGUUGACACUCUCACCUGACAGAUGAUGUAAUUCUUCAAUUUUUAUAAUCUUAAAAUUUUUAAAUUUUAUAUUUGUAAAUACAGUACACAUUUUAUUUCUUGGAUUUUGAGAGACAUUGUUAAUUUUGUGGGAAUUGGCAUUGUGAAAGACUUGAAAACUAAUGAGUAAAGUCUGCUGAAUGAAUAAA